UUGGGUUCGUUCCAGUAUCAGGAUAAUAUCCCAGGAGAGGUCCUCUGCCACAUUGAUCAUACAGAACUAACACUUCAACAUCAGCAGUGUUAGAUAGUAACUCCCAUUGACACGCUUUGUCCCUCCCAUGGAUGUAUUCCCAGGAGUGGAACCCAGGCACAGAGAAGUCACAGUCUCAGAGAGAUCAGUAAGAGAAAGCAUCGGAGAAGGAUUUACCUGAUAUCACCUGACAGACAACAUGGGAUGCUUUUCACUCCUAAAAACCAUGAUGUUCCUUUUCAAUGGCGCAAUAUUUUUGGGGGGUGCAGUGAUUUUGGCCAUUGGUAUCUGGGUGAAGGUGGAUGGAGGAUCCUUUCUUAAAAUCCUGGUAACGGCAGCACCUCAGCUCCUGCAGGUAGUGAAUGUGGGAUAUCUGUGCAUUGCUAUUGGAGCAUUCCUCGUACUCAUGGGAUUUCUGGGCUGCUACGGAGCUAUGAAAGAAAGUCGAUGCAUGCUAAUGAUAUUCUUCUUCAUCAUCCUCAUCAUUUUCGUUGCUGAGACAGCUGGGGCAGUUGUAGUGCUGGCAUUCUCCUCCCUGUCUAAAGUCUUUAUUGAUUUCCUGGGAAAUAUUGCUGUAGAAAACCUGAAGAAUGAUUAUGGCCUAAAGCAGGAAGUUACCACAGUGUGGAAUGUAACAAUGAAGGAGUUCAACUGCUGUGGAUUUAACGGCUACCAAGAUUUCAACAACUCCUUCUAUUACAAAGAACAUUCUCAUCAGUAUCCUGAUGUGUGCUGCCUCUAUUUUAAUCCGUGUACGGCAAACAACAUCAGCAGCCAGGUGAAGGGUUGCUUUGAAACAUUUGAGCUUUUCCUUAAUAAGAAUGGCAAAGUUGUUGGAGGUGUUGCUUUGGGAAUCUGUGCUCUAGAGAUUGCAGCCAUGAUAGUCUCCAUGGCUCUCUACUCUAUGAUUGGCAACAAAUAGUAUGACUUCAGUGUGGACCAGCCUCCCUCCAAUUAUCGCGAAUGUGCAAAAUGUAUAAUGGUAAAGAGUAUGCAUACAAUCCUCUGUGCUGUUACACCAAUAUUAGGGUUCAAGGUUGCUGAAACCUUUAUCAGAUACAGUUAGCUGGCACUCAUCAGUAAACAUCCCUCUUAUCUGUGGUUUGCGCUAAAUCUCAUAUACAUCAUUGAUCUGGUCAAACAUACCACCGUUUUCAUGGAUAUUCUGAAAAUGUAUCACCUAUCAUCACCUCAAAGCAGCUUCAUCCUUCAUUGUAAAUGUACUCAGCAUCAUUAUACAGAGCUUUUUAUUUAGUACUAGGAGGACUGUACACCAAU
Pelobates fuscus (common spadefoot toad) is the source of this 1317-nucleotide messenger RNA. It is a transcript of the gene TSPAN16, whose product is annotated as tetraspanin 16. The record is from RefSeq and is a predicted model, not a curated record. Lineage: Eukaryota; Metazoa; Chordata; Amphibia; Anura; Pelobatidae. The coding region runs from base 239 to 961 and encodes 240 amino acids. The transcript is spliced from 8 exons. Gene Ontology annotation, cellular component: plasma membrane.